Molecule: messenger RNA, 1630 nt
Organism: Nerophis ophidion (straightnose pipefish)
Lineage: Eukaryota; Metazoa; Chordata; Actinopteri; Syngnathiformes; Syngnathidae
Product: nucleoporin NUP42-like
Exons: 10
Coding region: 763-1401 (212 amino acids)
Source: RefSeq, a predicted model, not a curated record
UUGUUGGUUUAUUUUCUGUUGAGAUGGAAAAACAUGGCAACGAAGGUAAGGAGAAGCUCAGCCAUCGAUGACGUCACAGCAGUGUCAAAAUUGACAACGACGGAAGUGACGACACUUUAGCGCAUGCGCGGUCUGAUAGAGUUGACAGGUGGAUAGUGGAGCAAGUAGGAGCGACAAGACAAGCUGACGGUUAAGUUUAAAGCCAUAAAAAGAGAAAUCAUGACGGUCUGUAAGUAUUUCAUGCAAGGACGUUGUCAAUAUGGUGUUAAAUGCUGGAACGAGCACCCGGUUGGAGGAGGAGGAAGAGGCUAUAACCGCUCUACCUCUCAACAGCACUCCAGAGGAGAUACAGCUUCACCUGUUGGGACGUACACACAGAGUGGAAAUCAAAUGAAGGCCCGCCCUAGCAGGCCAGUUGCCACGCUAAUGCGGGGAACGCCAAGACGCCGCUGAAAUGAGAAUGGCCGGCGGCUUUUCUUCCGGCAGCUUCUUUGCCGGCGGAAGCGUCUUCAUGGACUUUUGAGGCAUGAAGGCUGGCGGAUUUUCGGGGUGGCUGGUGAGGGCAUAGAAACAAGGUUCCGGUGAAUCCCUCUCACCAAAAAGGAGGACAUAGCCAGCAAGUGUCCUCCCGUUGUUUCAACCGUGGGCAUCAACCGCGGGGACGAUGAACGGGGUGGAAGAGGAGGAAAAGGAGACAGAGGACCAGCACCGGGUGAAGAAGAUGAAGAGCAAAAACUGGAGAUCAUUCAGACUCAGAGUGACAUGAUGGUUUGGGAGAACUCAGACCAGUCAAGCUUUUCAUGUUCUAGCGGCUCCAAAGCACUGUUUUCUGGGUUUGCAGACAUAUCUCCAGAAGAGCAGAGGUUUGAAUAUUACUCCACCAAGAGUUACCUCGAUGGCAUCAGCUGGCUGCUCAUUCAGUGGGGAGACCGAAUGAAUCAAUCUACUCGUGCAGCUUUGAUUGCAGAACUAAGAUAUCCAGCGCCUCGGACCUCGUCAAGUGGCUUUGGCUCAGCACCUGCUGGAUGUGGCAAUAAAGGGUUUGAGGCCGAACCACCAGCCCAAGCAACUAAUAUCAGUUUAGCUUCUCCAGCGAGUGGAUUAGGCUCUCCAGUGGCCCCGACAUCUCCUCCAGGUUUCAGCGGCGCCAUCCCAGCUGUGACACAACCGCCCUCCGGGUCUGACGCCACGCCGUCUACAAGUUCCGAUGACCCUCCAGGUUCCCCUUCCCCCGCUCGUCUGGCGAAAAACUUGCGGCUCCAUCUUCGGGGACAGGUUCCUCCUCCGCAGCCGAGACCAACAAAGCGAUGGAGAAGUCCCGCGCACCUGCAGGAAAUUUGCCAGGACAGGUGCGUGCGGUGGAAACCUCAGGCGGUCUUUACUCACUUGAGAGCGAGCUAACCCAGGAGGAGCUGGAUCAGUUCAAAGCACAAAUGUUCACUUUGGGUCUGAUUCCUCUGAAGCUGCCUCCUGCUGCAAUGCUUGCCAUUUAAUGCUUAAAUGUAUUUAUUUAUUUUUCAUAAACAGUUUUUAUUCAUUCAAGUUGAUGCACAUAUAGAAAUAUUUAUAACAAACCCUUCACUCCCCACACUCCAAACAGUCCUUGGACAAAUUAAAUGCACAUUAAAAA